Lithohypha guttulata is the source of this 1110-nucleotide messenger RNA. RefSeq lists its product as uncharacterized. The transcript has 2 exons. The record is from RefSeq and is a predicted model, not a curated record. NCBI's taxonomy places the organism in Eukaryota, Fungi, Ascomycota, Eurotiomycetes, Chaetothyriales, Trichomeriaceae. Bases 1 to 1110 code for a protein of 369 amino acids.
AUGUUGAUCAAUGCUCUUGGGUACAGCCUGGAUAGCCUGCAACACAUACUGAUGGAAGAGCUCGAUAGUCUUCACACCGCCAAUGGUUACCGCAGUUUUCCAGCUUCUUCGGCCUUCCUCCUUGAUGCCUGUCGUCUGCUGAUACCUGAUGGCUGGUAUGAUGAUGUACUAGAGAAGUUAAAGACCAGUGGUGAGGUUAAAAACUUGACUUAUCUUCUGAAAUUGCGGUCGUUACUUACCCGUGAGCAAUACGUCGAUGUUGCAGACCCGGGUCAAAUCGUAGACCCUUACGAUAGAGGCAGGUUUGAACUCGUAGACUUCCUCAAGCAACACAUAGCAACUUCUGAUGGCACAUUUACCAAUCCCUUUGGAGAGCAGAUGCCACCAUUUCGGAUCAGACCUCGGAAUUUCCACGGCACGACUAUUAACACAGAUAGACAAGAUAAGCGCUCGAAUAAUUUAGCAAAUUUGCUGCCAACUUGUUCAGAGCGCAACUACUCCUGGACAGCAAACGAACAUGUAUCUUGUAUCUGGUAUGCAAUGUCGGUAACACUCGAUGCAAAUAGGUACCUCGUGAAAGCAACACACGCUUACAUCAUUGCCGAAAUCAACAAGCAGUCUGAGCAGUGGCAUACACCUGUUCUGUACGCCGUGCUUGCCGAGGAUUCUUCCAUUCUUCUUGAACAACGCGAGUUCCACAUCCGCGAUUUUCCCCAAGCUAGCAACGAAUUUGGUGUGGCGUAUGUUAAUAUCCAUAUGCCUGUUGUCUUUCAACAAAUACGUGGCCGAAGCCGACGACUUAACAGCUUCGUCGAGACAUUCCGCUACAUGGGCAAGACCGAAGAUACUAUCAGAAAGUGGUACACUCACGAGAAGUUUCUCCGUCAAUUCGACGAGUGCCCGGAAGACUGGAAAGGCUGGGAUGAAUGGGUCUGGGGAAGCGAGGAGAUUCCAGAUUGUGGCGAGCCAACGUCUGGUGUUGAGCUGACCAAGCCGAGACGCGAUGCCUUGCACUUGGAAGCAAAGGCCGCUGGAAGACUGGCUUGGUAUCCGGACCAGAUCAUAUACAGUCCCAAGAACCCUCCUCAGGCCGUGAGGGCUCAGGAAUAG